Diversispora eburnea is the source of this 1605-nucleotide messenger RNA. Lineage: Eukaryota; Fungi; Glomeromycota; Glomeromycetes; Diversisporales; Diversisporaceae. The record is from the annotation of a GenBank genome assembly.
AUGUCGGUCACACCUCUUAUUUCUCAACGAAUUGUUAAACCAACAUAUACUCAAUUGGAUACUCGAUCUUCUUCUUCUAUGGAAAUACCCGAAGAAGAAAGAGGUUCCAGAUCUUUUUCUUCCAAUGGAAGAGACGAUAUAUAUAAAGAUGAUGAAAAUUUUGGAUGUGAAGCUGAUAUAACUGAAAAACCUUGGAAAUAUAAAAUUGUUGCCUUGAUUUGUGCUUUAUCUUUAGCUGGCACUCAUUAUGCCGCUCAUACUCUUGGUGCUUUGAAAGCUGUCGUCAAAGAAGAAUUAGGAAUUUCAAACUCACAAUAUGGAAUCAUACAAUCCUCUGUUUCAUUGGUGAAUACCAUUAUACCAAUUAUUGGAGGUAUUUUUAUUGAUACCUUUGGUACAUCGGCUGGAUCAAUUUUGGCUACAAGUUUGAUUACUAUAGGAAAUAUUAUAGUAGCAGCUUCUACGGAAUUAGCUUCAUUUCCUUUGAUGGUAGUUGGUAGAAUUUUGUAUGGUAUUGGAAGUGGAACUAUUGUCACGAUUCAAAUUGCUAUCUUGAGUCAUUGGUUUAAAGGAAAAGGAUUGGCGAUUGUUAUCGGCGUACAAAUUGCAAUGGCUAGAUUGGCGGCGUUUCUGGCAAAUGCAACCGUUGUUCCAAUUUGGAAACAUACUGGAUUUUAUGGUUGGGCAUUUUGGUUCGCGGCAUUUUUGUGUGUAAUUUCUUUUUCAAUCAACAUAAUAUAUGUAUUUUUAAUGAGAAUUAUUCAUGAAAGUCUUUCUGAGCAAGAACUAAAUAAACUUAAAGAAAAGAGGUCAUUUAGUCCAAGAAAAUUAUUGUUCUUGCCAACAAUUUAUUGGAUCGCAACAUUGUUGGAAUUUACAUUGGGCAGUUCUUGGACUUCAUUUUUGCAUAUUCAUACAGAAUUAGUAAAAACUAGAUGGAAUAGUACAGAUGAAGUUGCAGCGUAUGAUUCCAGUGUGGCUCAAUUUUUACCAAUAUUUAUAUCACCUUUUCUUGGUUAUUUGUUGGAUAGAUUUGGUUAUAGAACUUUUGCUUUAAUCACUUCCACGGCUUUCCUUUGUUUAUCAAUGUAUUUUCUUGGUUUUACUCUUGUAUUCUCACCAAUAAUUGGAAUGUUUUGUUUCUCGGUAUCACUUUCUUUUGGGCCUGUCGCAUUACUUUCAUCGAUUCCAAUCCUAUUACCAUUAGAAUAUAUUGGAACAGGAUUAGGAAUAAUAAAAUCCACUUCAAAUAUUGGUGCUACAUUAUAUGAUAUCUUUGUUGGUAUUUUACAAGAUAAAGAUAAAGGUCAAUAUAGAUUGGUAAUGAAAUUAUAUUUAGUUACCGGUUUUGUUGCGUUAUUGGUUUCCACAUUUUUAUCAAUAUCAGUUAAAAAAUGGUAUCAUGGAGUGUUGGAUAUGAAAGACACCGAACGAAAUCAAUAUUAUGAGGACAAAAGAAAAAAAAAUGAACCUCAAUCAAAAGAACCAUCAAAAAGGAAUUGGAUUUAUAUCAUAAUUUUUAUUAAUACUUUGAUCCUAAGUUGGGUUUUGUUCUUCUUCUAUAUAAUCAAUCGUCCAAAAUCGGGACUUCAGGGUUCAGAUUAA